Molecule: messenger RNA, 2092 nt
Organism: Anopheles coluzzii
Lineage: Eukaryota; Metazoa; Arthropoda; Insecta; Diptera; Culicidae
Exons: 7
Coding region: 251-1420 (389 amino acids)
Source: RefSeq, a predicted model, not a curated record
CGUAUCCGCCGUCACUUUGCGCGGCCAGGUUUAUUUUUUCUGACACGGCCCCACACUAUAAAACCGAUCGUCCGGAAGCAGCGCACGCUUAAUAUUACGUUGAUCUUGAACCGCGUCGCGAUCGGAAACGUCGCGCCGAAACGCCGUACCGGAAUCUUCUCUUGCCAAAUACGAAGCCGGAAGUGUACACCUGUGAGGUGUGGUGUGUGUGUGUGUGCGUGUGUGUAUACGGAGAACCAGCUGACCAGCGAUGAUUAGCAUAGGCAGGCGGAACGAGCGGCGGCCAAUGGCGGUCGGGUUGGUGUGGAUCGUCCUCAUCGGAGUGGCCGUUGCGGCGCAGGAGCAAGGUGCCAAUGUGAAAGUGGAAAAGUCAGCUACAGUCGAUUCUUCAGCCCUGCUCGAGGCGGCGCUCUGUGCGGUCAAACCCAACCCGGGCCAGUGCGUACGGCAACAGGCCGCCCGUGUGCUGGGCAACUGGGAAGACAUUCUAAACGCCAAGAAGAUGGAAAUGCUCGCCGAAGCAGACAAGGAGGUCACGGCGCGACAGCAAAGCCGAGGUCUCAGUGAUGCUGAGAUUGCACGAGGCAAACCAUCCACCCUGAUGCAACAGAUCGAGACGGGUCUCGGUGCUCUUUCGGAAUUCGUUUCGGAAGGUGUCGAUGAAUAUGUAUCCGACAAGGAGGAGGGCAAGGAGGAGGAAGCCUCAUCGAAGACGCACAUCCACCAUCUGCUGAAGCUAGGUAACGCAGCCGGUCCGGCCCGGGACGGUGCCCCCGUCGGGCGCGCGGACGCCGACGACGAGGACUACCGCGAUCAGCUCGCUGCUGUGGAGGAUGGUUUGGUGGAUUAUGCUGGCUUGGCGGGCAGCCCGGAUAAAGCACUUGGUAGAGGCAAGCAAGAGGGUGACCAACUGGAUUAUGGGUUUGGUAGUGGCGAACCUAGUGCUGGUGGUCAUGGAGGCAAGCGUAAGGGCAAGAAGAAGAAGACGUUCAUGAAGCUGUUCAUUCUGGGCGCGGCACUGAAGGCCAAAAUCGAACUGCUGCUCAAGAUCCUGUCGUUCAAGCUGCAGCUGAAGUUCUUCGCCGUUGCACUGAUCGGUCUGCUGAUCAACAUUGCCCGAUUCUGGAUCGAUUUCAAGAAGCAACCUUCUCCACAAAAGGUGAUCUACUACGAACAUGCGCAGCAUCAGCAUCACUACGACGAUCACGGUGACGGUGAUUUCGGUGGCUACUGGAAGCGAUCGCUGCACAAUGUCCAUGACGACGAAGGUCCCAGCUACCCGGGUGGACACGAUCGUGCGGAGCGUUACGACGAACCCUACCUGUACCGCAACCCGAAGUACACCCCGUCCACCAACCAUUACGCACCACAGCUUGCCGAUCCGCACGCGAUGGCGUACCAACAGCAGCGGCCAUACUAAUAAUGCAGGCGCGAUGCGCGUACGAACGCGAACCGCAUUUUCCUAGCACUGGGGUUACGUAUCCCACUCGAGAAUCCAUUCCAUCUUUGGUCCAGUUUGCGUUAGGUUGAGAGACGCUUCGCGGAGCGAGAGGCAGGCAGCAUGUUUUAUCAUCACUCAUUAUCAUACUGUCAUUUUUUUCAUCGAUUUGUACAAAUUUCGAAAGGGAAACGUACAACACCCUCCAAUGUCUAACCCUUCCAGGAUGCUGCCAGGAAGUAAGGCAUUUGCUUUCAUUAUAAAGCACUCAAAAUUCCAAACACCUAGAGCUAAAGGAUAUUGGAGAGAAGGUUGUGCAUUUCUCUUACCGCUUGCCUUUUGCCGCGAUUGUACGGAAGAGAAGGGAGAGAGAGAGAAAACACUUAACGGAUUCUGGAAUACUCGUGUAGCUCACCUACGACCAUCUGGCUAACCCCACAGCUGAAUGGGCGUUGAAUGGUGGGCCGUUAAUUUAUUAAAACUGUUAAUUUAUUGAAGUUAUUUAUUUGCUCACCAACUCGACCGUUUAGGCUAAGCCUAGCGGCAGCAAUCGAACGUUUCUGUUCGAAUGGUUUCCCAGUUUUUCCACCCCUGGUUUGAAGUGAAUUAAUGUUAAUGUUGUAGGUUACAAAUAAAGCCCUUAUGAAACGAAAA